Messenger RNA from Cyanistes caeruleus (blue tit), 2518 nucleotides. NCBI's taxonomy places the organism in Eukaryota, Metazoa, Chordata, Aves, Passeriformes, Paridae. The record is from RefSeq and is a predicted model, not a curated record.
CUAUCUUUGCUAAAUAGUUUUCAACUUAAUCCAGUGACUCCAAAGUCCUCCCAAAGGGGUUUUCCAACAGGCCUGUGUGAACCAAGGCUGCUACUGCCCAGCAGCUUCCCAAGCUGGGGUAGGAGCAUCUCUCCUGCUCACUCUCCAUGGCAGGCUGUGCUUUACUUUCCCUCCCAUCUCUCCUCUCUUGGACAGGGCACAGUGUGUUUCAGGCCUAAAGCUCAUCCCAUAGCACAUUUCAUUAAUUACAGAGAUGGACAAAGGGGUGGGAAUUCCUCUCUAGACAAGUGGCAGAACCAAACAUGACAGAUCUGGGGGCUGGGUGGGUCCUUCUUGAUCCUGCUGCAUUUGCUGCCACAUCCCCCCACCUACCUGUGUGCCCCUCAGCUCCCCCAUCACCUGCACCUUCACUGAUGCCUUUUUAUCUGAUCCUUGCAGACAAUCCUAGUUGGAGACAGCGGUGUGGGGAAGACGUCUCUGCUGGUCCAGUUUGACCAGGGCAAAUUCAUUCCUGGUUCCUUCUCUGCCACCGUGGGCAUUGGGUUUACGGUGAUGUUACUUGGAGACUCGGGCGUGGGGAAAACCUGCUUCCUGCUCCAGUUCAAAGACGGGGCUUUUCUCUCCGGGACGUUCAUAGCCACCGUGGGCAUAGAUUUCCGGAACAAAGUGGUGGUCGUGGAUGGUGUGAAGGUGAAGUUGCAGAUCUGGGACACAGCAGGACAGGAACGUUUCCGCAGCGUCACCCAUGCCUACUACCGGGAUGCCCAAGCCCUGCUCCUGCUCUAUGACAUCACCAGCAAGAUGUCCUUCGACAACAUCCGUGCCUGGCUGACGGAGAUCCAUGAGUAUGCCCAGAAGGACGUGGUCAUCAUGUUGCUGGGCAAUAAGGCUGAUGUGAGCAGUGAGAGGGCUGUGAGGACAGAGGAUGGAGCAUCACUGGCCAGGGAGUAUGGAGUGCCUUUCAUGGAGACGAGUGCCAAGACAGGCAUGAACGUGGAGCUGGCCUUCCUGGCCAUUGCCAAGGAGCUGAAGCAGCGUGCAGUGCAGUCUCUGGAUGAGCCCCGCUUCCAGAUCCAUGAUUACAUCGAGUCACAGAAGAAGAAAUCCAGCUGCUGUGCCUUCUCCUGAGGGUAGCCCAGAGGAGCUGGCAGGCCUGGGGGCCCAGGCAGGAGGCAGAGCAAGGCCCAGUCCUGCCCUCAAGCACUGGACGGAACCAAGCUUUGACAAGCCAAGGUGGAUGGGGCAGUACAGUGGAGCAGAGUGCAUGAGGAGAGCCCUUGUCCUGAUGCCAAGAUUCAAAUCCUGCUGCCCUGCAGAGCAAUGACCUGUGUGCCACCAUAGAAAUCACUAUGGUGUGGUGACUGCCAGCCUGGGCAGCGAGCCGUGGUGAUCCAUCACCUCCAUCACAUGAGCAGGGAGCAGGACACAGCCACACACCUCACUGAGGGACCCUUGGAGUGGCUGGAGGGGCUGUGCCAUGGAUGAGCCCCCUUGUAGCCCCCGGUCCUGUCUUCCCCUGCAGCUAUUCCUGCUCACAGCACUACUGUUGUUCAACUGGAAGGGCCUGGUCCAGUUCUUGUGUCCCUGGUGCCGCCAGGCUCUGGCUUCCAUCCAAGGAACCUCAACUCUGCCCCCCUGGGCUGCCCCACACCCUGAUGUCCACGCUCACUCGGCUGUGGCUCUUCAUUUCUGCAGCUGUUGCCAAUGGCUUUUAUCCUCCUGCCACCACAAAGGCAAUGAUGUCCCCAUUGUAUCCUGGCACUGCUUGAGAAAGGCUGGAAGGGUCCAGCCAAACCUGCUCCCUGCCCACACAGCUGAUGUGAGAAGUAAAAUUCCCCUGGGAGCAUCCGAGCAAUGCUUGGGGCAUUUCUGGUACACACAGCAAUUUGGAAAAACUUUACUUCCUCCAUGUUGUAGCCACAGAAAUUAGAGAAUUUAUUUUUUUUAACAAGAAAAACCUUUUUCAUUUCAAUUCCUCCAGACUAAACCACUCCAGCCUCCUGCAGGAGAUGCCCAUGGUGGCAUGGGUGAUGGUCCAGCCCCACCACCUCCCAGGCCAGGCUGGGUUUCUCCCCCAUCACUGCCCAUGUAAUACAACUAUGCUUUCCUGCUUCUGGCAAUUAGCAGCUGGAACCCGUUUUCUGCAAACCAGAUGCCUGAGAGCCUUCAGCUAGCAAACACUGCUCUGUUGGGGCUCAGGAACAUCCCUGGUGCUCAGCCCAGCUCUGUUGCUACCUCGAGCACUCUGUCCACUCCCCUGAGCACUAUCCAGAGAGGUCAGGGAAUAUUUGGUUGUGUAGCUGAAGCAUUGAUGCAGAGAGCAGCUGUGGAGGGUAUGGCACUCCUGCACGUAGGAGCCAGGGACUGUCCACCACAUCCGUCCCCAUCAGCAUCUUCCCUGGCCCUGCGCCUGACUGCUCGUGUCUUGCCUGCCCCAGUGCCUCCUUCACCUCUGCUCUGCCCCUGGGUCUCUUCUUUGCAAGUUUACAGAUUAAAACUGAGUAUUUUUGAGGCUUUG